AUGAAAUCCUCACGUAACAUAACUCAGCAAGAAGGCCAUAUCAACUGGAUGCUAAGCUGUCUUGAUCCGAGUCCUCUCGCAUUCUUUCGAUAUAUAUGUCCCGCUCAUCGAGUUCGAGCAAUUGAAAAAUACCAUAAAGUACUCAAUCUAGCCUUGAACGAAACUGAUGAUUCGGAACUAAAGAUUAAGCUCCAAGAAAAGAAAGAAACGCUUGGUGAGGAAAAGAUUCAAAAGGAUUGGGAAACAUGGAUGCAAGAAAGGACAGCGAUUCUUGUUCGUCGUAAUGUACGUAAUACAAAUCUGAAUCUUCAUAAAGAGAUAAGUUCGUUGUCAUUAAACAAGGACGAAUCAUUGAUAAAAGAUGCCAACUUAGAUAUAAGUGAAGAAGAUCAAGAAGAUCAGGAAGAGGAGGAUAUAAACGAAAUCGAAGAAUUUUAUAUAAGCAAGGGGGAUGACGACAAGGUUUAUAAAGAUGGUAUCGGCGAUGACGACAUUGAUGAUAACUUCAUAGAACGUAGAGAAGAAAAACAACCAACUACUCGUCGAUUGUGGGUUCUCAAAAGUGGUACCAACGUUGGAGACGAAUUAGCAAAAUAUGUUAAGACAAUUCCUGAGGCUCAUAAAUGUUUGAACCUCGCGUACUGGAACAUUCUCGAUUUAACGGAAGACACCCAAAUAAAACCUUUUUUUUCAGCGGAUGACUGGGAAGAAAUAAAUGAAAGCUUUAAAAAAGAAGUAAAAUUAGUUGAAUCAGAUAUACCAGAUGUUGUUGAAUAUUUUUUCGAUGAGGUGGAAAAGGUAUCCAAAAAAAAUGAUGAAUAUAUUAUCAAUGCGAUUGAUGAUUUGACUCCAGAGAUGAUAGAAAGAAAUAGAAACGUCAAAUUCAGUGAUGAGGAAAAGGAGAUCUUUAAUGGAUUAAGACGUGCCGUUAUUACCUAUGCCGAAAAUUUGAAGGAUCUUGAAGUUCCCAUAUCAGAAGCCGACUUUGACAAUUCAUUUACAAAUAUGUUAACAAAAAGAUUUUUAAACAAACGUGAUCUCAAAAUGGACGUAGGGGAAAUUGCUUGUUGGGCUUCUGCCCGUCGAAGAAACGAGGGACGCUCAAUAGUCCUCCGAGCACGCAUAGGCCAAAAGUGCGAUUUUCGGGGUACUUUGAAAAAUAGUAUUAAUAACCUUGAAGCCAUUAUUGGCCUUAGAAGUGGUGGUCUCCCUGUUGCACACCGCAAAAAAGUUCACGAGGAUAGAGCGGAUCUUUCCGUAGCAAUGCGCGAUGUUCUGUAUAAUUUUUUUAAAACAAAUCCCAAUGCAUCUGGAAAUGAGCUUCAUAGUACAUAUGUUCUUGGAAUUCAAUCAUGGGGGUGGAUCCACGAAGUUUAUGGCAUGGACUGUAAGGCUACAAAUGUAUUACGCUUAGGAAGGCUUUCUCAGAAAAAGAUGCCCAAUACUUUAAAAACGCUUGCAGUUCUUGAAGGUUUUUAUGCUACUAUGUCGGACAUCAGGUCUACGUUGAAAAUAAUUUGUGAUCACACAAAUGGUGUCUCGCUUUCUGACUCACGUUUACAUAGAGAACGCAAAAGAAAAAUUCCAGUUUACAGUGAGCAAUCCGGAUUGUUCGGUGAACCCUCAUCUAGUCCAAUAAAGAAAGGUAAAGAGAACGCCAGACUUAUGGCUAGAAUCAAUGAAUUGGAACAGAUUGCGAAAGAAAAAGAUGAGCUUGAGGUUAGAAUUGUGGAAUUAGAACAGACUACAAAGUUAAGUCAAACAGAAAAUGCCGAACUCAAGAAUGAAAUUGCAAAAUUAAAACGAGCUGUUAAGAAUAUUAUUAGCAUAAUUUAA
Paraglomus brasilianum is the source of this 1836-nucleotide messenger RNA. NCBI's taxonomy places the organism in Eukaryota, Fungi, Glomeromycota, Glomeromycetes, Paraglomerales, Paraglomeraceae. The record is from the annotation of a GenBank genome assembly.